Messenger RNA from Oppia nitens, 1380 nucleotides. RefSeq names its product putative vitellogenin receptor. The transcript is spliced from 3 exons. The record is from RefSeq and is a predicted model, not a curated record. The coding region runs from base 400 to 1380 and encodes 326 amino acids. NCBI's taxonomy places the organism in Eukaryota, Metazoa, Arthropoda, Arachnida, Sarcoptiformes, Oppiidae.
AUAAUUGAUGAAAAAUCAAUUGAUUUAUAUAAUAAACUGAAAACAUUAUCCGACAAAUAUAAUGCCAGUGCUAUCAAUCAACUAGUGUCCAGUAAUGAACCAUUAGUUUUAUACAAUUAUAACAAUGAAAAUAUACGUCUGUUCAAAAUAUCUACCCGUCCUUUACGGCCAGUCAAUGAUAAUCAUACAGAAUUUAUUGAAUCGCUUGAUCCCUGGGCUGCUGUCGGUGAGGAUGUGAUUAUAGACUACAGUAUUGUCGGUAAUUAUAUUGUAUGGUUACAGUACUCCCUAAACUAUACAGCAGUUAAACUAUAUGCCAAAAUACUUGACCCGUUCAAACCCAGUGCUAUUGGCAGUGUUGAUGAUGAUGAGGUACCGGUGCCUAAAACAUUGCUCAGUAUGAGUGCCGACGAUCGUGUCGACGCACUGGCCGUCGAUUGGAUCAAUCAUUUGGCUUAUCUGCCUGUUUGCGAUAAACCUGGUAAUCGAUUUGGUUUGAUGGCCGUCAACAUAACCGCACCCGCAUAUUGGACUCAACUAACCCGUAAACGACAUAAAUGUUCAACAAUAGUCAAAGAUAUUUUAGUUGAUCCGAACGAUGGACUAGUAUUUUGGACAGAAUUUUCCAUCAGUUUGAAUGUAAUCAUACAAAUCAUGCGACUAUCGCAGGAUAAUACCGAUAUUCUGGUGAUUGGCGAGGACAGGGAUGCCUUACCCAAAUCAUUGACACUGGAUAUUCAUAGUAAACGAUUGUGUUGGCUAAACCGUCUAAAACAACAAAAUAAAGAUAUAACAAUAGUAUUAGUUUGUAUGAAAUAUGAUGGUACCGGCAAACAGGUCUAUACGGGAACAAGUAGUUAUUUGCUAAAUACUAAUCCCUGCAUCAGUGUAAUGAAUGGUAAUAUUUAUUGGUCUAACAAAGUCGACAAUACAAUAAAGUCAAUGAUGGUAGCAAUUGAUGGAUCAAAUCAAACAGCGCUGCCAACAAAUUUGACCAAAAUAUUUGUGUCCAACAUAGCAAACAUAGCCUACUUUAAGAUUAUCUCCCUGAGCCAACAGCCAAACUCUAUGAUUGAUCGCUGUCUGAAUCAUAACUGUUCGCAUAUGUGUGUACCGACAUUCAAUGUGUCCGCUGGUUAUACCUGUUUGUGUUCAUUGGGUCAUUCGUGGACGGGUAGUCAGUGUCUUAAUAAUAGGGACUUACCCAUCAAACGUAAUAUAAGCAUCUAUUGGACAAUUGUUGCGGUUGUAUCAGUGGCUGUCCUACUCAUCUGUAUUGCAUAUAUUACAAUAUAUCACAGAAACAAAAUAUCUCCGAAAUUUACUGCAAAAUUUCGCAAAAAUAAAAUUGAUACCGACAUCAGUUUAGAGGAUAAUUGA